UAACUCCGUGCUUGUGUCUUUCUGGGCUGAAACUGUGUAGAGGACCGAAACCAAAACAGAUCAGCCCCUCCGUGUGUCGUUAGUAGUUGAUCCGGACAUUUCAACAGGUGUAAGGAGCCUUUAUUUACCUUUUAUCUCGGUGUGAAUCUGGGCGGUGCUUCAACUCACUCGCUCAAAUCCAGGACUUCCUGAGUGCGCCCAGGUUACAGAUCAGUGUCAGACUGCCUGGUGAGGCUCACAGCUGCGGGGAAAUGUACACUGAUGACCUCUGACCAGUUUGGAGUUGUGGCAGAUGGUUAAACAGCAUUAUGGGAAUGAACUGGGCCUGAGCCAUGAAGAGAUGGAGAGCUUACAGGUAGCAACAGAAUCAAGCACACAGACCAGCCUGACCAUGAGGCCUGGUGGUGAUGACGGCCUGGGCCGGCUGGAGCGACCCCCUUCUCUACGCCUUCCUGGCAUGGAGCAGGGAUCCCUAGAAGCCUGCACACCUCAAAGGGAGGAUUUUCCCAGCCCUGUGGGGUCACAGAACUCACCUAACGCGGAUGACUCACGCAAUACCCUGUCUCAAAGCUGCAGUCCUUCCCCCUCGCUAGAUCGCCUCGCCCUAGAUAGGGUGUCCAAGCGCUCCUCUCUUUCGCUUGACCUCAACGCUAACGAGAAUGGCUUGUCUGAGCAGAGCGGUUCAGAGAGCAAUGAGGACGUGGAGGAGCGAGUGGGUCUGCCCCAGGUGCAGGGACGCCUUUAUCUAAACAGAGUCUUCCACGUCAGUGCCAACAAAAUGUUUGAUUUGCUCUUCACUGACUCCAGCUUCGUCCGCAGGUUCCAAAACAUCAGAAAGAUAAUAAACGCCAGCUCUACCGCUUGGCAAAAAGACGCUUCUGGAAACAUGAAGAGGAGUCUGAACUACACAGUAACCAUCAAUAACCCUUUGAUUGGCAAAUUCUCUGCCGCUACAGAGUACCAGACAUUGUACAAAGAAUCGAGGGAUGGUCAGUAUUACCUCCUGGAUUCAGAGGUGUACACUCACGAUGUUCCUUAUCACGAUUACUUUUACAUUCAAAAUCGGUACUACAUCAUAAGCAUCUCGAAGCGGAAGUGUCGACUAAGGGUCUAUACUGAUGUGAAGUACAAGAAGCAGCCAUGGGGCCUGGUCAAAUCUUUUAUCACUAAAAACUCCUGGAGCGGCAUUGAAGAUAAUUUCCGACAUCUGGAAGCAGAGCUGCUGGAGGAGGAAGCAGAGAUGAACCAAGGAGGGGGAGACUCAGGGAAGAUUAGCGGGCUGCGGAGGAGAAGGCGGGCUUACAGCCGUACGCUGUCGGAGCACAUGAAGCCCAACAAGCAGUACAGUCAAGACCCUGAACAGCAAAGAGCCAGCAGCAUAGGCCCCACAGAAAUGAAUGGCCCAUAUAGAUGGAACAUCACUACAAUCGUGGCUGGGAUGAGUUUGAUUUUGCUGAUUCUGACGUUGAUGAAUAUGGGCCUGUUUUUCAAGUUGUGGGCCAUGGAGGACGUCGCCCACCGCAUGUACUUGAGCACAAAGCAUCGACUGAGAGAGAGGAGUGAAGCCAGUGUGAUGCCUGAUUAUGGUACCAGACCGGGGCCAGGCUGUAGGACCAGAGAGGAGAUGCACCUGCUAAAAAAUGUACUGCAGGACUCCAUCAGUCUUUUAGAACAGCUACGCAGUUCUCUGAUGGUCCUACAGCAGAACUUUGCUAUGGCCAAUCAAACAGCAGCGCCGCAGUGACGUUCACACACAUGGCGACUACAGUGUCCCUCUUCCCUUGUGGG
Messenger RNA from Scomber japonicus (chub mackerel), 1788 nucleotides. It is a transcript of the gene gramd1c, whose product is annotated as GRAM domain containing 1c. Gene Ontology annotation, biological process: intracellular sterol transport. The transcript is spliced from 13 exons. Lineage: Eukaryota; Metazoa; Chordata; Actinopteri; Scombriformes; Scombridae. Gene Ontology annotation, cellular component: endoplasmic reticulum membrane; endoplasmic reticulum-plasma membrane contact site; plasma membrane. The coding region runs from base 293 to 1744 and encodes 483 amino acids. Gene Ontology annotation, molecular function: sterol binding; sterol transfer activity. The record is from RefSeq and is a predicted model, not a curated record.